AUGCUUAGGACUCUAAUUCUCUCAACGAUAUUGGAGCUUAUCUGUUUUGUUCAAUCCCAAAAUUUUGAGACCUAUCAGGAUUAUAGAAAGCACAACAAUGACUCUCUACUAUGGGGUGCUUAUAGACCACAUACAUAUUUCAGUGUCAAACCUCGUUAUGUUGAUAAAAGUCCCUUCAUUUUGGGGUUAAUGUGGAUGGACAGUUAUUCCAACAAUGGUAUAGAAGGUCUAAGACAUUUUGUGGAACCACAUGAACAGGGGCUUGAGCACUAUGGGUGGCAGACUUAUGAUCCCAGAAUCGGUGGAGUUGAAACGAUUGUCGAUAAGAAGAAUAACCUUAAUUUGACUGUGUCUCUAGCUAAGAGUAAAGAUGGUGCUAACUGGGUUACAAGAGUAUCUGGUAAAGCUAUGGACCCCAAAAGAAAGAGUACAGGUUCUAUAUUUCUUUACUUGAAUCAACAAACUACGAAGGACGAUCAAAAGUCGAUGUUGCAUUUGACUCCAAAUGAAUUGAAAGGGAAAAUGACAUUUAAAGGUGUCUCUUCCGAGUUAGGUAAAUAUAAUGUUGAUGUUAUAGAUAAGAAAGGAAAAUAUUAUAGAUCUAGGGGUAAGGAUAAACCCUAUAGCAAACUUGUUGAUGCUUCUCAAACGCGCCAUGUUUCCUUUAGAGUCCCAGAGGAUAAUUACUGGAAGGCACAUGAUUUGGUUAAAACUCUCAUCUCUGAAUCCUUAACAGAUCUUUUACAUAACUAUGAUGUUGCAAAAGUCACAAAGAAUGAAUUUCCUGAUUUUUAUUCCAUUAGAGAUAUGUUCAAUUUUAAUGAGGGAAACUUUCAUAUUAUUCAAAAGACCUUUGACACAUCUGGGAGUGAUGGUGAAUUCGAGAUUGAAAUCAUUUAUAAUUCCAUUGAGUCUAAACAGAAGAUAAAGCCAGCUGAAACAAAUGCACUAAUAACACAAUCUUUGCUCGAAAUUGAUAGAAAGUUCAAUAAGCAUUUCCAACUAUCUGAAUCCCAAAAGGAUAAGACAGAGUUUGUAAAAUCAACUCUCGCCAACUUACUAGGUGGUAUUGGUUACUUCUAUGGUAAUCAAAGAGUUGAUAGAAUUACUACAGUAGAUGAGAAACAUUUUGAUGAAAUUAAACUCUCUCAUGGAGACGAAGAUGGACCAUAUAGUCUUUUCACAUCUGUUCCCAGUAGAUCUCAAUUUCCUAGAGGUUUUUAUUGGGAUGAAGGUUUUCAUUUAUUACAAAUCAUGGAAUAUGACUACGAUCUUGCAUUUGAGAUAAUAUCAAGUUGGUUCAAUAUGAUCGACGAGAAGGGAUGGGUUGCCCGUGAGGUUAUUUUAGGCGAAGAGGCGAGAACUAGGGUGCCUGAUGAAUUUAUCACUCAAAAUCCUAACAUUGCUAACCCGCCUACUAUCUUACUUGCUUUUAGUGAAAUGCUACAAAGGGCGUCUAAUAGUUACAAGUUAGUAGGUGAACUAGGUGAUAGCGGUGCUGAUAAGGACUCCGAUACAUUAGAAUACAAUCACAAAUUCUUGAUAGAGUAUAGCAGAGAAAUUUAUCCAAAACUUGUCAAACAUUUUGAUUGGUUUGUGAAUUCUCAAAGAGGAUUCACAGAAGAGUAUGAAGGCUUGAUUGAAGAAAAUGCUAUAUCAGAUAAAGUUCAUUUAAAUGAGAUCUUUGCUUGGGUUGGCAGAACCAACAGUCAUUGUUUGCCAAGUGGCUUAGAUGACUACCCAAGAUCCAAACCAUGCGAUGUAACAGAAUUGCAUGUCGAUGCAUUGUCAUGGGUAGGUGUCAUGGCCAGAUCUCUGAAACAAAUUGCAACCAUUCUGGAUGAAGACGCAGAUAUACUCAAGUAUGAAGAAGUAGAAAAUAAUGUAAUUGAGAAUUUAGAGUUGCUACACUGGAGUGAAAAGGACCAGUGUUUCUGUGAUGUGGUGGUUGAUGAAUAUGGAGAAGGGAUUAGUUACGAUUGUCAUGAAGGCUAUGUAUCUCUUCUACCGUUUGCUUUAAAAUUGGUUCCUAAGGAAUCCAAGGCCAUUGCCAGCGUUCUAAAGCUAAUCUCAGAUAAAAGCAAGCUUUUCUCACCUUAUGGUCUUCUGUCGCUGUCAAAACAAGACAAAUAUUUUGGUCAAGAUGAAAAUUAUUGGCGUGGACCAAUAUGGCUGAAUAUUAAUUAUUUGUGCCUAGAUGCGCUGAGAUAUUAUUUUCCAGAAAUCCAUGGUACAAGCAAUAAUAAUAAAGCUAGCGUAUUAUCUAAGACAGCUAAAACCACUUACACUCAGCUAAGCCAAAACUUGAUCAAAAAUGUUUACGAUAAUUGGAAAGCAACUGGCUACUGUUACGAGAACUAUAGUCCCGUUGAUGGGCGCGGUACCGGUGCCAAACAAUUUACAGGCUGGACAUCUCUAAUUGUAAACAUAAUCAACUGGAAUUAG
Messenger RNA from Nakaseomyces glabratus, 2445 nucleotides. RefSeq names its product mannosyl-oligosaccharide glucosidase (gene CWH41). The record is from RefSeq and is a predicted model, not a curated record. Gene Ontology annotation, molecular function: Glc3Man9GlcNAc2 oligosaccharide glucosidase activity. Gene Ontology annotation, biological process: oligosaccharide metabolic process; protein N-linked glycosylation. Gene Ontology annotation, cellular component: endoplasmic reticulum membrane. Lineage: Eukaryota; Fungi; Ascomycota; Saccharomycetes; Saccharomycetales; Saccharomycetaceae.